Molecule: messenger RNA, 560 nt
Organism: Papilio polytes (common Mormon)
Lineage: Eukaryota; Metazoa; Arthropoda; Insecta; Lepidoptera; Papilionidae
Product: myrosinase 1-like
Exons: 4
Coding region: 54-431 (125 amino acids)
Biological process (GO): carbohydrate metabolic process
Molecular function (GO): beta-glucosidase activity
Source: RefSeq, a predicted model, not a curated record
AGCUCAAUGCUGUAUUGGUCGCUGACCCGAGCUGGCCCUCGGGAGCCUCCAGUAUGUUACUCACGUAUCCAGAAGGUAUUCGACGUAUGAUAGCCUGGCUGAGGAGGGAAUACGGUGACCUGCCCUUCUUGAUCACUGAGAACGGCUACUCGACAUCGGGACAUAAACUGAACGAUCCUGACAGGAUUAAAUUUAUCAAAGAUUAUUUGAAACAGGUGCUUUUAUCUAUUUGGGAGGAUGGUGCCGAAGUUUUUGGAUACACAUAUUGGUCGUUGAUAGAUAACUUUGAAUGGGGUGAUGGUUAUGGUGUAAAGUUCGGUCUCUACGAAGUAGAUUACAACGAUACGUCACGAACGCGCACGCAGCGAGACUCCGCCCGAUACUUCGCUGACGUCAUACGAACUAAUACUAUAGAUUGUGAUGAUGGAUAAAAACAAUAAAUCCAAACAAAAGUAUAAAAACGUUUUAUUUCUUAAACUUCUUUUGCAGUUUUAACAAAGGUUCGUUCUUGCUCUUUCUCAAUUCCUUCUUAAGUGCACCUGUUUCUAUUGCCUUCUUCA